AGACCAAGCAAAUAUUUUUCUGUGAUAAAUUUAUUGCAAAGAGAGUUGUGACUAGCAAGUGAUAUGAUUCGUAAAGUCACAUCAUCAAUCAUCAUGAAUAGAGUGAACGUUCUUGAUUUUGAUGACCAUGUGCUGGAAAGGAUAAUAAAUUACAUAAGCAAACGUCAAAAUCUUGCAUUAACUUGUAAAAGAUUUUACGCAGCAAUCUGUAGAGUUGAGAAAUAUGAAAUGAAGUUGCUGAUUGAAUCAGCAACACUGGAAGAUUGUUAUGAAUCAAUAAUGAAUUCAAGACGUCAAUUUAAUGAAUUUCAACUUGAUGCUAAGGCACUGUCAUCAGAUAAUGUUUAUGUGAUUAGCAGCCUCAAAUUGUUCGGUGAUAAUAUCACAAAAGCAAACGUUAAUUACUUGACUUCUAAAGAUUCCUUGUCAUUUCUUAAACACUUGAUUAAACUUGAACAUCUUGAAAUGUUGUUUACAAAAACCGACGCUGAAUAUCAGAAAGACGAUGAAACUGAAAACUUCUUCAGAAUAAAAAAUCUUCAUGUGAAUUCUCGUGACGGAGUCCCUGACAUUUUUCAUUUAUUUACGCAUGGAGUGCUCGACAAUGUCAUAAUUGAAAUAAAGAAUUUCAACAAAGAUUUAGACAAAUUUUGGGCAACCCAACCAAACAUUAAGAAGUUGAAAGGGAAUUUCAUUUCUCUAAGGCAAAUGGAAUGUCUAAAGUUGGAAGAAUUUAUUUCCACAAAUUGCAAUAUUGAUGUGAGUGAAGUCGUGAAUUUCUUGAAAUCACAACCAAACCUGAUUAAACUUGAACUUGAGGCAUGCGUUAAAGAAUCACAAUUGCAGAUCUUCCCAAAUCUUCUCUUAGAAAAUUUAAAUAAUUUGCAAAUUUUGAAUAUUUGCUUUGAAGAACUUUCAUUUGAGUUGAUGAUUAGCUUGACGAAAUUAAAGAAUCUUAAAGAGUUAAGUUUACAAAUAUUCGAGGACGACUUUGACGUUUCCGUUCUGACUUCUGUCGUCUUUAGCAAUUUAAGAAAAUUAUUUCUUGAGAUUAGCGAGACGUCAAUUACGAGAGAAUUUUUAAAUAAGUUGAAAAGUUCAUUCCCAUGUUUAAAAGUUUUGUCACUACGAACUGACAUGCCUUUGAUUCUUUAUGAACUUUUAAAUAUAUUUUGUGAAAUUGAAACUGUGGCCAUUGAUCUUUGGGAUCAGCUGGCAAUUGGUGAUUUCUUUCAUCCAAAUGUCGAUAAAAAUUAUAAAAAUUUAACUGAACUUCAUUUUACUUUUUCUGGAAAACGUUUUCCAAUAUCGUGCAUGAAUAAUUUAAUUAACAAAAACUUUCUACCAAACCUACAAAUUAUUAAGUUUGAUGGACUUUCCCAAAUAACUUUCAAUGAAGAAUUUCAUUUGUGGAUUAAAAAUCUACCGAAAGUUCAACUUUUAAUCAUCAAAAAUAUUAAAAUUGAGGACGAAGACUUUGACAUCUCCGAAAAGUUAAAUAAAAUAAAAAAUUUGGACAUAACUUUUAAUUGUACUUGUGAUCACAUUGAAGGCAUUCGUAACUUUCUGGAUGAACAAUUCGAUGGAAUUAAAUGUAAAAACUUUACAAUAAAAAAAUAA
Clunio marinus is the source of this 1620-nucleotide messenger RNA. Lineage: Eukaryota; Metazoa; Arthropoda; Insecta; Diptera; Chironomidae. The record is from the annotation of a GenBank genome assembly.